This is a messenger RNA of Ylistrum balloti, 4488 nucleotides long. RefSeq lists its product as uncharacterized. Gene Ontology annotation, molecular function: protein binding. Lineage: Eukaryota; Metazoa; Mollusca; Bivalvia; Pectinida; Pectinidae. Bases 1 to 4488 code for a protein of 1495 amino acids. The transcript has 22 exons. The record is from RefSeq and is a predicted model, not a curated record.
AUGACUGAGUCGGAUGCUGAGUCGGAUGUCCUUGACCUGACGGGUCGAAGGUUACACAAGAUUGAGGUGCCACCAGGACUAGAUCCAGCCACCAUCAUAUGCGACAAAAACAAUGUAUCUAAGAUAGAAAAUCUGGAACGAUGCCACAACCUCAAACAGUUGUCCCUGUCUGGGAACAGACUGGUGAGAAUGACUGGAGUAGGGAAGCUUACAAACUUGACUGUUCUCAAUCUACCAAACAACAGUAUUGUAGCAGUCGAAGGUCUGAAAGAACUUGUGCAGCUUGAAUGGUUAAACUUGUCAGGAAAUAGCAUCAAGGCGAUUGAGAACCUGAACUCAAAUAUUACUCUGGGUCACCUGGAUCUGUCUGACAACAGUAUAUCAUCACUGUCGGAUAUAACACACCUGAGGAGUCUUCGGACACUUCUUCUCCAUGGCAACAUCCUGACAUCACUGAGAACAGUCCCGCAGCAUUUCCCAAAGUCUGUAGUCAUUCUGUCAUUGGCCGAAAAUGAAAUUGGAGACAUCAAUGAAGUGAUGUAUCUGUCUUGUUUGCCAUACCUGGAGCAGCUAUCACUGACCAACAACCCCUGUGUAUUGAUGACUGCCUCAACUCCUGGCUUUGAUAGCCGGCCUUUUAUUCUCAACUGGAUAAACUCCCUCAAGGUACUGGAUGGAUACCUCAUAACGGAGAAAGAAAGACUGAAGGCUGAGUGGAUUUACUGUCAGGGCAAAGGUCGUCACUUCAAACCCGGACAACAUGUAGAGGUUGUGGAAUACCUGGCGAGUGUUUGUCCACUCACUAACUCUGCUGAGCUGGAGUCCCAAGAAGAUGCCAAGCUAAGUAAAGUACUGUGUAAACAAAAACUACAUCAACGGGAGCUGACUCAAUCACAUCAGAGUAGCUACUCACACGAUCUGUCCUACUCAUCUACUCAGAGUACACUCAAUGACCUGUCAGGCACUGGGUUUACAGACACACUCACACAACCAGACACUAGUACAACAUACAACAGACCUGCGCGAGCAUUCUCGGACGUCAGCCACAACUCAUACAACAGACAGCCAGUACGAGCCUGGACCACUGCUGGUGGUUACAGUGAUGUUGGUCGAGAUAGUAAUGUAGCUACGCAGUGUAGUGACCUCAACAUUCAAGAGGUGACCCCUGAUGAUUAUGAUACAAGAAGUCAGACAAGUUUGUUGGAGUCAGAAUCAAUUUAUCUUCCUGUUUCGGAGGCUAGUACUUCAACCAAUCGUCCAAUGACAGCGCCUGUUAUUUCCGGCCAUUCACCGGCCACCAAUUAUCUGGCCCACAGAGAUAACCGGCCAGCGACGAUGAUGGAGUCUCGGUACGAAGCAUACAACAACAGGCCUAUCAAACCAAUGAAUUCCGAAGUGCUUAAAGGACUCCUAAAACCAAAAUUUGAUUAUUCACCUCCUCAGCAAUCAGGAAAUGAACCAGCCAUCGGAGCUAAGAAGAAAACCCCGCCAACUGCCCAAGCACAUGAUUAUGACACAAGUCAGGAAGUCUCCCAGAUGGAACAAAUUAUUAACCCGCCAAAAGAUACUAUCCCUGCCGAGAGUAUAAGUCAAAUCAAGGAAGUCGCAGAGAAAAGGUCUCGAAAGGGGUCAGGGUCAUCUGGAUCCACAAAGUCUGGUGCUACCUCACACAUUACACAAAAUGCUGCUAAAAGUAAUAUCCCAAUAUCAAAGGGAGUUAAUGUGAUACGGACUCAUUCAGACUACCUCCCAGGUAAAUACGCUGCCACAGUGAGGAAGGUUAGUGGAGAAAAUCUGGGAGACAAACGGACAAAGGCACAUUUACCUGAUAAAGUGGUUGUGAUGGAAAAAAGUGAGAGUAAUCGUGAUGUAAAGACAAGUGUGAGAGAUUCGGGCGUGUAUUCCCGCCCCGUUAGUGAUGCUGUAUUGGGAGAUUAUAGCCCUGAAGAUCACAAAGCUGCAAUAAUGAUCCAGUCUUUGUGGAGAGGAUAUCGUACACGGUGUAAGAACUCCGAGGUGGUGUCCAUUCGCAAGGAAAUUCGGGCCCGCAGAGCUGAGGACCACAUCAUACUGUUGCGUUCAGAGCUGGACAGACAGAAGAAAUUGUAUGAUGAAGAGAAACACUUACGAUGUCUACAAAUGGAGGCCAUCAGAUUUCUCUGGAAGGAGGUCCAGUCAUUACAGCAUUGGAAAACAGAGGUUCUUACUUCACAGUCAUUCAAGGGAACACUGGGCUCAACGCGCGGAACAGAGGACAGUUCAUAUAAUUACAGCCAGGAGAUCCAGAAUACCCUCCAGAGAAUGGACUCAUUAAACUCUGGACAUGGCAGUGUCCCUGAGGUGGACCUCGAGAAACAUCGGCAGCUAGAGAAGACCUGUGCCGACCUUCAGAGUCAGGUGUCCCAGCUCCAGACAGCCCUACAGUCAGUGUCGAGUGUUGUGUUCCAGAGUGGUUUGUUUACUGGUGGUAACGAUACAACAGAAGAGAGUGCAUCCCUCUUAGUGACAGGGUUUGAAGAUGAUGACAUUUCCAGCUGUGAUGACGAGUCCAGUAUAGGGGGCCCAAGAUGGGGGUCAAUACCUAACUCCCUAUCACCGUACCCAUCUGAGGAAGAGGAAGCCUAUUUCUCCUCUGUCCCUCAGCCAGGCCUUCCAACACCUCCUCGUAACCUUCGACUGGAACACAAGGGUGAGACCUCAAUUGUCAUCUCCUGGCAGCCGUCUAAAAUACUGGACGUAUUUAACAAGGAAGUCAACCAGCCAUUACUGGGGUAUCGUGUGUACGUAGAUGAGAAACCAACAUCCAUGCUCGCCAGCAAUCUCCUUAGAGCACUGAUUCAUGGAUUGGAUACGCAGCUCACAUACAAAAUUUAUUUGAAGGCAGUGUCAUCCCUAGGGGAGUCAAACACAUCCAACAUAUUAAUGGCGGGUGUUUCACAAGGAAGUAGCUUGCCGCGUAAUCCGUCCCUAAGUAGCGACAGUGACGAAAGUGACGAGAAAGAUUCGACAGAAAGUUCGGAUGUUGCACGCAAUCAUGUAUUUACUCGUCGUAGUGGUCGCCAGCGAAGGACUAAAUCUCCUAGACAAGAGAAACGUCAGGCACAUGCUCGUGGCAAGGAGUCUAGUGCAAGUGAUCAGGAAAAUGUAAAGGAACGACCUAGUUCAAAGUCAGAACGACCAGGAAGUUCAAGGUCAAACAAUAACAGUGAUGGAAUUUUUGUUCAACCGAAAUUGCAUACACAUCGACGCAAUCGUAGUCGAGAUUCACCUAAUGAUGGAUUAACUAUUGGUGUGCAAGAGCCGCCACAUCCGAUACCAAAGGAAUCACACCAGUCACCACCUGCAGGUAGUCGGUUCAAGGAAAACUCGCUCAGUGCAUCAAAAAUGUCAGAAACAUUUAUCAUUGAUAGUCAGAAUUCUCUGUUGUCUGCCAUCGCAGCCACAAAAGCUGCCAUACAGGGUGCUGAUGGUGUGAAGGAACAAUUUGUAAAAACUCACCGUCGAACGCGAAGUAAAGAGAAAGUUACAGAGAUGCCCUCCACAGAGGUAAGCCUUGUUGAAUCUCCUGGGUCAUUGUCUAGUGCUCCAAACAUUAGUGUGAAUUCAUCUCCAGAGGCAAAAAUUCUCAAUGUGCCAACGCAAGAUGCUGGUGCAAUUCCAAACGAAUCUACACAAAAGGGUCAUAGGCGAACUCGAAGUAAGGACAUGCAGAAUUCAGCAUAUGAGUGGAGAAAGGACAUAGAUAGCACCACAAAUGUAAGGGAUGUGAAAAAAGCAUGGUCGAAGGAGACAAAUAGUGAAACUCAUGGUAUACCUGUGAUAGAUGCCAGUAAAAGGCAUGGCAGUCGUCCCAGUAGUCCUGCGCCCUCAGACAUCUCAGAAACAAAGUCACAAGUGGACAGAAAAAAGAGUGUUGCAGACUUAUUAGAACAGCGAUUAUCAAACAAACCAGUGUCCCCAUUAGAGGGGGGUGAUGUCACUAAUAAAGCAGCACUUCCUCCACGCGUGCGCAGGAUCGCAAGUAACGAGGAUGUGUCUGAUGGUGGUAGACGCACUCCCUCAAAAACGGCCUCCCCAACAUAUGUUGACCGAAGAAGGUCACCAUCCAACGGCUCAGAGAGUGAUGUUGGUGAAUCCUCAGCUGCAAGGCAUUUAGAUAUGGAUGGAGGUAAUCGAACAAAUAACACAGGCAUUGUGUCAAAACUCUUACAAAAGUUACAGAACAUAUCAAAAACCCAAGGGGAGACUAUGAGGGAACGAGGAACAAAAAUUAAACUGAAGUCAACAAGUGAGGUGCCCUCUGGUAACGAGGAAGGUGUAGUUCACAGGAGACAGCGUCAGCUCAGUGGCAGUGAAAGUGAGCCAGUGGCAUCCUGCAUACCAGUGACAGAAAAACCUGCUCCGCAUCACCAUAGUGAUAAUUCCUCAGGGAACCAAUCAGAUGAUCCACAGGGCCCGCGUCGUCACCACAAGACUCACAGAAGGUAA